CGAGAAGCAUAAGAAGAAGAGAUUGAGACAGUGGGAAGGAGUAAAAGAGAGGAGAUGGAGCAACUAUAUCAACAACAAGAGCAGGAGCACAACGAGCAAGAACAUGAGCAUGAGGUCUACGGUGGAGAAAUACCUGACGAAGGAGAGAUGGAAGCUGAUGUCGACAUGUCCGUUGCCGACAACGAAGAGGAUCCUAAUGCUAAAGAGGACCUGGAAGAAAUGAAGAAGAGGCUUAAGGAGAUUGAAGAAGAAGCAGGUGCUCUUCGUGAGAUGCAGGCCAAAGUUGAGAAGGAGAUGGGGGCCGUUCAAGAUCCCUCUAGUGCUGCUGCAACACAGGCUGAAAAAGAGGAAGUGGAUUCACGAUCAAUAUAUGUCGGUAAUGUAGACUAUGCAUGUACUCCUGAGGAAGUUCAGCAGCAUUUCCAGUCUUGUGGAACGGUGAACAGAGUCACUAUUUUGACGGACAAGUUUGGUCAGCCAAAGGGAUUUGCUUACGUUGAAUUUGUCGAAGUGGAUGCAGUUCAAAAUGCUCUUCUUUUAAACGAGUCGGAGUUGCAUGGUCGUCAAUUGAAGGUAUCUGCCAAGCGUACCAACAUUCCUGGAUUGAAACAGUUCCGAGGGAGGCGGCCUAACCCAUAUCUUGGUUUUCGAGGGCGGAGACCCUUCAUGCCUGGUCCCCCUUUCCUUGCUCCAUAUGGAUAUGGCAAGGUCCCAAGGUUCAGGCGGCCUAUGCGAUAUAGGCCUUACUAUUAAUGGGAUUGCAUCCGCUUGCCAAGGCCAGGCAUUUGGUUUUAUGGUGUGGCACAUAAUGCCUAGUGGCCAUAGCCAUAGUAGUGUGACCUGGAGCAAGGGAAUCCAUUUUCUUCAGUACGUGUAUGAUCUUUUACACAUUGAAGGCUGACUUAAUGUUUCUAAAAUCUGGGUUAUUUGAAGACGAUAGGUAGACAUCCUGUUAGUUCAUCCAUCCAUGGAUUUAGGUUGGAUGAGGCUGGCAGCUGAUGGGGACACAUCAAAUUCAUAUAUUUGCACUUAAUUCUUGUAUCUCUACAAUUUACAAUUCUAGGUCAUGUGACUUGGGCAAAUAUUGUGAAUUAGGGACCACUGCUCUAUGCGCAAGUGGGUUAAUUUAGGAGGUUGGAUCUAUUGAUAGCAGGGGUUGUUUCUUUGGAUUUAUUGAUUACAAAUUACUUCUGGAGGUAUUGUUCUGGUGGUUUUGUUGCA
This is a messenger RNA of Telopea speciosissima, 1221 nucleotides long. RefSeq names its product polyadenylate-binding protein 2-like. NCBI's taxonomy places the organism in Eukaryota, Viridiplantae, Streptophyta, Magnoliopsida, Proteales, Proteaceae. The transcript has 6 exons. Bases 55 to 753 code for a protein of 232 amino acids. The record is from RefSeq and is a predicted model, not a curated record. Gene Ontology annotation, molecular function: RNA binding.